AUGAAUCCUACGUUUUGCUUCGUUCUUGCCUUAACCGCGGUUUUGGCCACAAACGCAGUUGGUGCGGUUUCCGACAUCAACGGAGACAUCAUUUUCCGCGGCAGUUACUACGUUCUCCCCUUUGUCCGCGGCCGAGGCGGCGGCGUGUCUCUAGCCGGACGCGGUGGCCAGCCCUGUCCUUACGACAUCGUGCAGGAAUCCUCCGAGGUCGACCAGGGUAUCCCCGUAAGAUUCUCAAACUGGGCGCCUAGAGUUGCGUUCGUUCCCGACUCACAGAACCUGAACAUCGAGACGGUCGUUGGAGCCACGAUCUGCAUCCAGUCAACGUACUGGCGAGUCGGCGAGUUCGAUAAGGAGAGGAAGCAGUACUUUGUGGUGGCUGGUCCUAAGCCAGAAGGGUUUGACGGAGAUUCGUUGAAGAGCUUCUUCCAGAUAGAGAAAUCUGGAGAUGUGGCUUACAAGUUUGUGUUCUGUCCUCGGACUAGUGACUCUGGCCGUCCGAAAUGCAAGAACGUCGGGAUAUUUGUGGAUGAAAUCGGCGUUCGUCGUUUGGCUUUAAGAUCUAAGCCGUUCUUGGUUAUGUUUAAGAAAGCUAAUGAGACCGAGAUUUCGACCAAGACUAUGUGGGGCUUGUGA
Molecule: messenger RNA, 636 nt
Organism: Microthlaspi erraticum
Lineage: Eukaryota; Viridiplantae; Streptophyta; Magnoliopsida; Brassicales; Brassicaceae
Source: the annotation of a GenBank genome assembly